UUCAUUAAUGAGCCUACACCGAAAUACGUAGCGCCUCAGAACGCAGCAACGCCUAGACUAUGUUUAACAACGGCGCAACAGAACAUCCAAGCGCAGCUCCGAAACGCAAAUGUCAACAGGCGGUUUGAGGAUUACCAUUCUUUGAAACGGACUAAGACAGGAUAAACAGUGCUAAGGAGAAAUCAAACGUCGCGCACCGUGAACUCCUGUAAACAAGGGACUCCAUCUCUCCGUCAGACAAAUACUGUGCACAAAGUGAAAAAGACAUUGCCAACCAGUGUAUAUAUAUAUAUUUUUUCCUCUUUUUUCCUGUAUAGUAAUCAUAAUUACUCUUCGGUACAUUUGGGGAAAUAUACAUGAUCUCAGUUCUCCGAAAACACCUCUCACAUUGUCCGUAAAAAUCCAGAAAAAGUUGUAUUUUUCUCACAAAUCCACGGACGCUUUAGACAUGGAGGUUGCGGCCGACCAGUCUCGGUGGAUGGCGCAUCACCAUGCAGUCCUCAACGGCCAGCACCCGGAGUCUCAUCACCACGGCCUCACACAUAACUAUAUGGAACCUAUGGCACCUCUUUUGCCACCGGACGAAGUGGAUGUGUUUUUGAAUCACUUGGACUCGCAGGGCAACCCUUACUACCCCAACUCCCGCGCGCGAGUGUCCUACAGCCAAGCGCACGCUCGCCUCACGGGAAGUCAGGUCUGUCGGCCACACCUCAUCCACAGUCCCGGCAUACCGUGGCUGGACAGCGGUAAGGCGGCGCUCUCUGCCGCGCACCACAACGCGUGGGCCGUCAGCCACUUCAGCAAGCCCGGCCUGCACCCCGCCAGCACCGGCUAUCCGACCAACAGCGGCUCCAGCGCCGCUCCUGUGUCUUCGCUCGCUUCAGCGGCCCACUCGAGCCCGCAUCCCCUUUACAAUUUCCCCCCAACGCCUCCGAAAGACGUGUCCCCGGACCCCGGUCCUUCCUCCCCAACGUCCUCUAGCACAAGGAUGGACGAGAAGGAGUCCAUUAAAUAUCAAGUGUCAAUCGCGGAUGGGAUGAAAAUGGAGGGGUGCAGUCCACUGCGGAGCAGCCUCGCGAUGAGCGCGCAGACGCCGUCCACGCAUCACCCCAUCCCGACCUACCCGACGUAUUCCCUCCCCACUCCGCACGACUACGGCACGAGUCUCUUUCACCCGGGCAGUCUGCUCGGUGGAUCCUCGUCCAGUUUCACACCCAAAUGCAAAAGCAAGACCCGGUCAUCCUCAGAAUUCUACACAGAGGGGCGCGAGUGUGUGAACUGCGGUGCAACCUCCACCCCUCUCUGGAGGAGAGAUGGAACAGGCCACUACCUCUGCAAUGCCUGCGGCCUGUACCAUAAGAUGAAUGGUCAGAACCGGCCCCUUAUCAAGCCCAAACGCAGACUGUCCGCUGCGCGACGAGCCGGCACCUGCUGCGCGAACUGUCAGACGACCACGACCACCCUUUGGAGGCGCAAUGGCAACGGCGACCCAGUGUGCAACGCCUGCGGCCUCUACUACAAACUCCACAACGUCAACAGACCGCUGACCAUGAAGAAAGAGGGGAUCCAAACACGCAACCGCAAGAUGUCCAGCAAGUCCAAGCGGAGCAAGCGUGCCGGCGAAGCCUUUGACGACCUGUCCAAGUGCAUGCAGGACAAGACGUCAUCGGCGUUCGCCGGCGCAGGUGCCAUGGCGGGUCACAUGACCCACAUGGGUCACCUGGGGCCCUUCAGCCACUCAGGCCACAUGCUGCCCACACCGACCCCCAUCCAUCCCACCUUCAGCCACCCCCACCACACGGGUCGCUCGCCCGUCUGGCCCGAGCCUCAUUAAGCUGCCCGGCUUGGCACGAGCCUCAUCCCUGGAUGCAACUGCCCCCUCCACACCCGUCGCUCCUGCCCAUCACGGGGGGGGUUGGGGAAGGGAGAGGACCGAAGGCCAGGGGGUCAGCUUCCAGGCCGUUCCUGGUUGGACGCUACAUAUGGCGGGGGUAUAUGUUCACACAAACAACCAGAAAGAGUCACAGUUUGUGUGUGUAUGUGUGUUUUUUUUAAGUGGCCGGGGGGUAUAGAGGACAUUUAGUUUGCUGAAAACACCACUCCACCACCCAGGAUUUAUGGACAUGGAUGUAUUGGAAGUGUGGUGCAGUGGGUGGAGCAGUACACGCAAUGCUUCUGCCCUUUCUUUAUUUUGUACUGAGUCACUUUGGUACUGCCCGGUAAGAGAGGAUGUGUGUUAUAGCCGAGUCACUGUGUGCAUGUGUGAGCGUACGUGUGUGUGUGUGUGUGUGUGUGUGUGUGUGCGCGUGCGCGUGUGUGUGUGUGUGCACGCAUGCCAUCAGCCACUGCCACUGGUUAACCCAACAGAUGCAGAUCAAAGCUUGCAAAGGCCUGGCUGUUGAACUCUGAAACAGAGAGAGAGCUGGAGAAAGAGAGAGAGAGAAAGAGAGAGAGAGAGAGAGAAAGAGAGAGAGAGAGAGAGAGAAAGAGAGAGAGAGUGCUUAUUCUACCCGUAACAUGCUGGGAUGUACACACUGCACAGACACUGCAUCUGAACAGACUCUAUGGACACGACUAGCAAGCAAACAGAUGUUUAUAAAGCUUGAUUGUUAUUGUUAUAAUUGUUAUUAUGAUAAUUUAUUUUCACACUUUAUUUCUUUUCUCUUUUUUUGCUCUCCUUAAAACCAUAUUGGUAUAUUGUAAUAAUUAUAAAUAUUAUUUGAUUGUUAUUAUUAUCAAAUGAAAGAAAUGAUUAAAAAAACAACAAAAAAACACUGACUUAUCUUAGCCAAGGCGAUAUUGCUGAACUGUACGUUUUUAUCAUUUUCCAUUACACAAAUAAAGAAAUAAAGUUUUAAUACUUAA
Messenger RNA from Electrophorus electricus (electric eel), 2865 nucleotides. NCBI's taxonomy places the organism in Eukaryota, Metazoa, Chordata, Actinopteri, Gymnotiformes, Gymnotidae. The record is from RefSeq and is a predicted model, not a curated record.